Messenger RNA from Paramuricea clavata, 208 nucleotides. The record is from the annotation of a GenBank genome assembly. NCBI's taxonomy places the organism in Eukaryota, Metazoa, Cnidaria, Anthozoa, Malacalcyonacea, Plexauridae.
AUGGUGUUGCCAGCUGUGCCUUCGUCCGUGUUUGCAACGAUGUUUAAUCCACAACGUUUCCCUCCACAGCAAGCUCUGGGGCCAUCGGUUGCUUCUAGUGUCGGCGACACUACCCUACCGAGUGUUUCUCAGUGGCCUCCAUUCCCUAAAGCGCUAGUCCCACAGUUGGCGACGGUUCCUGCAGGACAAGGAACAAAUUUUUUUCCAC